AUGGAACCUUCUGCGGCCCAAAUCAAUGAUGAGGGAGCAGAGUUGAUGGAUAUUGUGGCUGCCAGAAGCCAGGGGGACAAUAGAGAGGCGGAGCUCAGAAAGCUGGAAAUGUUUGAACUGGAAAUGCAACAGAGACAAGGCGAGCAAUCAAAGCAAGAGGAAAUCCAUCCCAGUACACCAGGCAACACCUUUGUGGGAGACGAAAUCACCGAAGAACUAAAGGAAGAUGAUGUCUCGACGUCGAAGGUAGUACAAGAUCAAAUAUUUAUAACGAAUCAUCCUCAAGUUACCAGCAAAACUCCGUCAGCAGAAGCUGGUCCAGAGGACGAGCUUGCUUUUCCGCAACCAAGGUUGACUUGUGUACAAAAUCAGCCAGGUGUGGCUACCAUGCAUCCAGGAGCGUAUGCAGUGGCCCCUGGGAACCCAAGCAAUGAAAGUACGGCAGAUGACCAAGCCACCACUCCAAGGGAUGAUAUUGAUGGAUUGGCAGUGGCGAACCGGGUUGAAGAUAAUGAAGAACCUGCACAGAUUGCAAGACCUGACCAUUUGCAUGGGGAAAAUGAAUCAAACUCUAUGAGUGUCAUGAUUCUUGUUCUCGUUGUUAGCAUUCUCAUCAUUGGAGUGAUUGUUGGUUCCAUCUGUGGGGCUGGUCUCUGUAGCAGCAAAGAGGGUGAUGUGGAGAAUCAGGCUCCCACUUCCUUUCGAUAUUUUGUUUUGGAGGACAUUCAAAACAGAAUCGAAGAGGUUUUUGGACCUGACUAUUUUCCCAAGAAUGAUGAGCCAGAACCCACCCAGCCAAAGUUCAAGGCUCUGGAUUGGAUUGUGUUUGAGGAUCCUCUGCAGCUCAACCCAGAUGCCAGCAAUCUUCCACAGAGGUUCAUUGUGGUGCUGACUCACUUUCAAACAUCCCAAGAGAGUGACUGGCUUGAUUGUGGGCGAUCUAAAACUGCAAAUGUUGAAACAUGUUGGAUUCAAAUUGGGGGUUCGGAAUCAUUGUCGAGUCGGUGGCUCACAGGUGCUCAUGAAUGUCAAUGGGCAGGCAUUUAUUGUGACGGAGAGAAGAACAUUACUCAGUUGCAGCUUUCGAACAAUGGAUUGAAUGGUCCUUUGUUCACCGAGAUUGUCAGUCUUCCAGCACUGGAAUGGCUAGUCCUUAUUGGGAAUCAACUGACAGGAACAAUUCCAAGCAUCUAUGGCAGCUUCCGUUCCCUUUCUUCACUGGUUCUCAGCCACAGCCAACUGUCUGGAAGUAUUCCUGCGGAAUUGUUUGCAAACAACCUCUCCUCCUUAUCUCUGGCAAACAAUUCACUAACAGGGACAGUGCCCACAGAAGUUGGACUGUUUGAUGGGAGUACGCUUAACUUUGGUUCAAAUGGCUUGUCCGGUUCCAUCCCUACAGAGGUUUUUCGGGCUGGCAAAGGUAUCCGGAUCUUGCUUUUUAAUGACAAUGAGCUUACAGGAACUCUACCCACUGAAAUUGCUGCAUCCCAUGGGCUUGGUCACCUCAUCGUCUAUUUGCAAGGGAACCCCCUGAGUGGAACCAUCCCAUCUGAAAUAGGGCUUCUGAAAGGCUCUCUCAGGGAACUUGAUAUCAGUGGGACCCAUAUGGAUGGCUCCCUACCUGAGGAGCUCUUUACAAAAUGCACCAACUUGGAAUUCCUGAAGGUCUCCAACUGUGGCUUGACUGGCACCAUUAGCACUGGACUGCAGCUUUUGACAGAGCUAAAUGCCUUUGUCAUUUCCAACAACAAGUUCCAUGGCACCAUCCCAGCACAGCUUUCUGCUCUGACAAAGUUACAUCGGUUUAUUGUGAAUGGGAAUGAUCUUUCUGGUUCGAUUCCAUCAUCUGUCUGUGCUUUGGCUGACCCCGGAAAGGAUUACUUUGAAGUGACAGCUGACUGUUUGCCAAGGGGUGGCACAGGUGAUCCCACGUCAGCACUCGCCUCGUAG
Messenger RNA from Seminavis robusta, 1950 nucleotides. Lineage: Eukaryota; Bacillariophyta; Bacillariophyceae; Naviculales; Naviculaceae. The record is from the annotation of a GenBank genome assembly.